AUUGAAAAGAGAAUAACGGUAAAUUGUUGGAAAACUUGUCAAAAUUAUAGCGCUACAUAUACACGACGAAACUUACUUACAUUCAAAAUUAUGUUGUACAAUGCAUAACAGUGUAAACUGAAACAGGGGAAGAUGAGCAAGUGUAGUGAAAUACAGUUGACGGAAAAAUCUAAGGAAGAUUUUGCAAAAUGGAAUGUUGCAGUAGAUUUACAUGCAGCUGGAAAAUUCUUAGACGCAGUUGAAACUUAUCGUUCCAUGCACGAGACCAGCGCGAGGAUAUUUUACAACAUGGCGGUUGCUUAUAUCAACCUUGAGGAUUUCAAAAAUGCAGUUACGUGUUUCACAUCUGCCGUGGAAAAAGAUGAAAAUCUUGCUGUUGCCUUUUUUCAGAGAGGAACUCUGUACCUGGAACGCAAAAAUGUUCAAGACGCCAUAUCAGAUCUGGAAAUGACCCGGAUAUUGUUGCGUGGUAACGCCUAUAUCAAUUACAAACCGUUGGGUCUAUUCUGCCAUCUUCAUGGUUUUACGAUUUUGUAUAACCUUGCUGUGGCAUAUCUUCUCGACGGAGAUGACCGCGAGUUCCGAACGCUAUUAACGGAAGCUGCGCACUAUGCUGAUUAUUUUCAACGGGAGCAUAUCACGGACACGUUCAAACUAUUUGAGGAGUUUCGAUGGCCUGACAUUAAGCCGAUAAAGGUGACAACAAUGGCAGUGUUUGCUCCACCAAAAGAAGUCACAAAGAACCUCGACCGGAAACAGCCGUCCAAAUCUAGAAAAUCUAUGGUUGUCUUUGCAUCUAACGAAAAUGACAAUACACCCUCUUUCGUUGGCUCUAAAACGGUUGACGAUCUUCGCAGAGAUCUGAAUGAAAAACGUUCCAUUGAUGGCAGAAGUGGUUCUAUAAAACAAAGGUUACUUCGGAAAAUGAAAUCUACAGGAGACAUGAAUGUUCCAUCAUAUAUAAGAGAGAACAUACCAACACCUCGGAAACAACGACAUUCAACCGGAAGUCUUCGGGUAGAUUCAGAUAUACCGUACAAAUCGUUCAAAGAAAGAAAACGAAGUAAGAAGUCUUCGCGGAAGGAGGCACGUGCGACAUCAAGUAAACGGAACAGUGAUAUUGCUGACAGUGGUGGGGAGGCUGUAAAAGAAGAUCUUCCAGAAAACGACAGAACCACACGAGAACCUUACCCAUGCAGUGCAAAAAAUGAUUGUAGUGACUGUUUUAAAAGUUCGGCUACAGUAGAUACGGAUCCAACGUAUAUUCCCAUUCAGUCAGUCGAGAAAGAUUUACAGACAGAAACACACACUGACAGUUUACUGCAGAAUGUUAGUGCUGUUAACAAGCGUCAUUUUAAAGGCAAGGCAAGAUCACUUGGGGAUAUAAAGCGCACAAAGCACAAGACAUUAAGUCAGGAAAGAAGAUCUACGGGCGACCUAGAAAAGGCUAGAAGUAAUUCUUUGUUGCCUCUAGAACGGAAGAAAAAAUCUCAUUCUUCAUUGCUGAAGCUGAUGAAAUCGAAGUCGAACAAGCAUAAUGCAGAUCAUCCAACAGUGGUAAUGGAAGGAUGUAAGGCUGUUGGAGAUUUACUAACAAUGUUGGUACCUGUUGACAGUUCUAUAAAGAACAAUGUUGAAACGUCAGAAAUAGAGACAGAAUUUGGAAAACUUGAUAUAAACAACAAUGAAAAAAGUUCUGUAAAUGUUAAGACUGCCUCUAGGUACUCACUGGGAUCUGUGUUUGGAGACCGUUCAACCGUUGUUAAAUAUGCUUUGACUGAAGCGUGUGACAUCCUUACUGCAACUGUGACACCUACAAUAGGCGCUUCUGAAGCUUCUAAACAGAAGAAAGAUGUAUCAAAACAAAGAGAUAGAGUUUUAAGAGGAUUAAAUGAACCGGAACAACAUAAAACGAAACCAAGCACAAAGAAAAGACGGGCUCCAGAACCUCCGAAGCUUAGUAUUGGGUUGCCACUGCUUGCAGCUGGCAAUCUAGUAACUGCACUUGUGCAUCAAGAUUAUGAUCAACUAGCAGAUGACGGAUCAAAGCUUAUUGAAAACACAAAAACUGUGACAUAUACAACUUAUGAUAGUACCAAUAUAAAAGACGUUAGCACGAUAGGUGCCACAAGAGAAAGACUUAGUGCAACUACCAGUUUCAGUAAUGAGUGUAGUAAAGAGGUCAAUACAGUAAGUAAUACAUCUGAACAUUUAGAAUCGGCUUUUGUAUUUCCGCCUGUUUCGAAGAACCCGAUUACACAAGACGUGAAUAACAAUACUUUGACAUCAAAGAUUGUACAAACCAAUUGCAAAGAACCCAAAACUCCAGUGUACGUCAAUGCAAGAAUGGCUACGGAAGUCGUAAAAAGAGAUGUUGAGAGUAAAGGCUCAGAAUUCGGAAUCGAAUUGGAUAAAAGUUAUCAACAAUGGAACGACUUUAUACCAUCUAAGAAAAGUAAAUUAUUUAAAUCCAAAAAGACGAAGAGACCUCCUCCAUCUUAUCCCCCACCUCCACUCAGGAUCGAUUUUCGAAAACAAUGCAAGUCUAAAAAAGUAAAGUCGAACGAAUUAACAUUAAACGGUUUCAUAGGAAAUUCUUUGCUCGCAUCUGGUAAAAUGCUUGGCGCGAUCGUUCCAGCAGCUAAAGAAGAAGAUAGUGAUGCUAGCAAUUUACGUAGACCUGAAGUGAACAUAAACAAAACAGCAGACGACAUUUCAUGCAACGAAAAUAUGGGUGAAUUGAGUCAUUUAAUGGAAGCAACAUGUAAAAUCGGGCUAGGAAAUACUGAAAAAGAGGAACAUACUUACGUGAAUAUAAGUGAAAGUUUAGGAGAAUGUCGUACAUACGUGGAUGCUGGGGACACUUGCUUAACUAGUGGCAACAGAAGCCGAAACGCACAACAGGAACCGGAAGGGAUAAGCGGGAUUCUUCGGACUUCUAGUAACAUACUACGAGCGUUUGUGACAUCUAGUCAGGACACUCGAGAAGCUUUUGAAGAAUUCGUGCACAAGCAACGAAACAACCGCACUAAACACGAGUUCUGUGGUAAACUUUUGAAUGAAGACUGUUCAAACGACAGCGAAAAUGACUAUGUAAAUAUGACUGAGCUAAGAACAUAGCUUUUAGAUACCUAACUUCCGUCUGUAACAUGUGUAGCUAUUAGAACAGUUAAUACAGCUUAUUUUUUACAAACGCAUAACUAUGUCUGUUAAUAAUUGCUUGUAUCCGUAUAUUACCAUUCUUUUAUGAAAGUUGUUGUAAAAUAUGUUUUUGUUUACUUUGAUAUAUUUCAUUCAAAAACAAAGUUAUACAUGCAUAGAUAUCUAUGCCAAUAAAAUAUUGUACAUUUAUAUCGAGUUUGUGUAAGUACGCCUGAUCUUUUUUGGCUCGACUAUUCUAGGAAUAGGUACAGUUAUUGCACUUGGUGGUAUGAUAUAUUGAAACUUCAUACACUUGUUUACUAUGAUCAUCUGACAUGCAGAGCACUUUUUGUUUUCUGUAACAAACCUUUAAAAAGUCGCCGGCAGCUCUUGUUCUGUUUCCCAGCUUGUGUACUUUUCACUUCAUUGCAUUUCAGUCUUUCAAGGUUAGAGCCUGGGCGAGCAUCCAACACAAUGAUGUUACAAUAAUAUGUGUACUAACAAU
Molecule: messenger RNA, 3646 nt
Organism: Mercenaria mercenaria
Lineage: Eukaryota; Metazoa; Mollusca; Bivalvia; Venerida; Veneridae
Exons: 6
Coding region: 133-3120 (995 amino acids)
Molecular function (GO): protein binding
Source: RefSeq, a predicted model, not a curated record